AUGGCAGUUCUUGAAUUCAAGAGAGCCCGUGUUCGAGCCCCACUGGUGCCUUUGGAGAGAGAUAAAUGUAAAUACUUUUGUAAGUGUUCUUUGAGCCCGAAGAUCUUCCCUGCCUUGGACUGGGCACCAUCCCCUCACCUUAAAAUUUUUAACAAAGCAACAAAACUUAUUCCAACAAAACUGUUUGCCACACCUGAUGGUACCAUUUAUUUUGUGGCCAACUACGAGAAUGGUCGCACGAGGAUAUUAUGGUCAUUCUCCACAGGAUCGCCAACCUACAGCUCGUAUCAAGCUCCUGGAGCUACCGAUUUUUUGGAGUGUGAGGAUGAUUGGUCAUUGUACAUGCAGGACGAGUAUUACGGCAAAUUGAUAAUAUUACAAUCUAUUGGAGAAGUUGUAGAUCUUGCGCCUAUGAUUUCAUAUAAAGGAGAAGCUACAAUUGGAUCCAAAAAAAUCACUUCGUUUCAAGUUGACGCCAAAACUGGGUCGGUCAGUACAAAUAGUAAGAAUUUUGCUGGUCUUCGAAAUUUAAAUGCAUCAAAGCCGCUGCUGAUCAAUAUUUAUAGGAAAGAUCUUUUUCUGAAGUAUGAUGGUCCCACGUCGGGAUCAGGAUUUUGGAAUUUGACAGUAGCCGAGUUCGAUGCAGUGUUAUUAUGCCAACAUUUAACUACAUUUCACAUAGAGGAUCUCAAUUUUAAAAUGCCUUACCCAUGUAAAAAGAAGCAAAAAGUGUUCAAACUGAAUAAGAACUUUCUGUUAGAAUCUUUAAUCAGUGAAAGUUCACAUGGGGCUUAUCAUGGAAAAGAUACACUCUCAAUGCCUGCCUCAGAUAGGAUGAUUCAGUUGCAGCCUAAUUAUGAUAGAUUUUUCAAUAAUCAUGAUGGUAAUAUGGCAAUGCCUCCUACGCCUUUUCCACAACAAAAUGAUUACAAGAGGAAAGAUAAACUCCGUCAACCUCUCACUGAGAUCAGUGAUUUACCAGGACAUGCUUAUUUGAACAAGAAGAGUGGAUGGCCAACUCCAUCACCUACUAUGUUCGUUAUUCUGUUGGUCGUCGUUUCACACUACUGCUAUCUUGUGGUAAAGGGGAUUAAGUAUAAGUAUAUACCAAAGGAUACUAAUAGAGAAGUAUCGAUGAACUUUAAUGAAGGUGUUGAUGGAGAAAUAAUUGGCGAAUUAUUCGUUUCAAAAAAAGAGAUUGGCCGGGGAAGGAGAAGGACGAAUGCUACCGCUGUCCUGCAUGAUGGUCAAUCAGUUGCAGUCAAGCGGCUUCUCAAAUCUCGUCAUAGUGUAGCUCUAAACGAAAUCAAAAAACUUGUGUCAGACCAUCAUCAGAACAUUGUCAGAUUGUAUGGGGUGGAGUACGAUGAAGAUUUUAUUUACCUUGCACUCGAGCGUUGUACUUGCAACUUAAAUGAUUUGGUUCAAGUGGAGUCAGGGAAGGAUACUACAGAAUAUCUUUGGAAAAAAAAUGACCAUCCAUCACCUCUACUACUAAAACUGAUGAGGGGUAUUGUUGCAGGGGUUGUUCAUUUGCAUAAACUAGGAAUAAUACACGGAAAUUUGAAACCUCAAAAUGUUCUAAUAAUCAAGGAUAGAUCCUUAAGUGUAAAGCUUUCUGACAUGGCCAUUACCCGACAUGUUCCUGGGAAGUCUGUUUUCGCCAAAUCCUACUGUACAGGUUGGCAUGCCCCUGAGCAGCAACAAGGAACGGAAACACGAGCUGUAGACAUAUUCAGUUUAGGUUGUAUUCUUUUUUUCUGUUUGACUAAGGGAAGCCAUCCAUUUGGAGAUGAUCAUCUUUGGCGUGAGUCCAAUAUCCUGAACGAUCGAAAAGAUCUUUCCUUAGUGGAGUUCAUUCCGGAAGCUGAGGAUCUUAUUAGCUGUUUAUUAAACCCUGAUCAGAAUCUAAGGCCGAACGCAGCUGAAGUGUUGCAGCAUCCUUUUUUCCGGAAUUCCCAGAAGAGAGUUUCAUUUUUACUUGACACCGGUGACAAGACGGAACUAAUUGAUGACCCAAUUGUGGUCAAGGAACAUCAGAUUUUUUAA
Medicago truncatula (barrel medic) is the source of this 2049-nucleotide messenger RNA. RefSeq names its product serine/threonine-protein kinase/endoribonuclease IRE1a. The coding region runs from base 1 to 2049 and encodes 682 amino acids. Gene Ontology annotation, cellular component: IRE1-TRAF2-ASK1 complex. Lineage: Eukaryota; Viridiplantae; Streptophyta; Magnoliopsida; Fabales; Fabaceae. Gene Ontology annotation, molecular function: RNA endonuclease activity; ATP binding; protein serine/threonine kinase activity. The transcript is spliced from 6 exons. Gene Ontology annotation, biological process: IRE1-mediated unfolded protein response; intrinsic apoptotic signaling pathway in response to endoplasmic reticulum stress; protein phosphorylation. The record is from RefSeq and is a predicted model, not a curated record.